Messenger RNA from Glossina fuscipes, 873 nucleotides. It is a transcript of the gene blp, whose product is annotated as mitochondrial import inner membrane translocase subunit Tim16. NCBI's taxonomy places the organism in Eukaryota, Metazoa, Arthropoda, Insecta, Diptera, Glossinidae. The coding region runs from base 199 to 594 and encodes 131 amino acids. The record is from RefSeq and is a predicted model, not a curated record. Gene Ontology annotation, biological process: protein import into mitochondrial matrix. The transcript is spliced from 3 exons. Gene Ontology annotation, cellular component: TIM23 mitochondrial import inner membrane translocase complex.
GUUCGACUUCGGCUUAUUCGAUUACUCAUUGCUUUUUCAAUAUUAAUUGUCAUUUACAAUAAAUAAAAAGAAUGAAGUAUGAGUUAAACUGUAGGAAACUUGGUUGCACUCUCGCACAGCUGUUCCCCAUAUUGUGUUGACAUUUUAAACAAUGCAAAUCUUAAGUCAAACAUCGCAGAACAGACUAAUAGAGCGGUUAUGGCAAAAUAUUUAGCUCAAAUUAUUAUACUUGGUAGCCAAGCAAUAGGUCGAGCGUUUGCAAAGGCAUUAAAACAAGAAAUAGCCGCCUCUCAAGAGGCUGCACGGCGAUCUGGCGGCGGCAGAAAUGGUGAAAAACGAGCAGAAGUCAAUGCAAGAACGGGCAUGACAUUAGAAGAAGCUAAGCAGAUAUUAAAUCUCAGUGAUUUGGAUAACAUAGAACAAAUUCAUAAAAACUACGAACAUUUACUUGCGGUGAAUGAAAAAGUUAAAGGCGGUUCUUUCUACUUGCAAUCCAAAGUAUUUCGUGCAAAAGAACGAAUAGAUCAAGAACUACAAUAUGUUUUAAAAGAUAAGCCAUCAGAAUCUGAAGAAAAAACCAGGCGACAGCAAUGAGAAAUACUUAAAUGUAAUGUGCUUUUAGGUUUCAUUUGCUAUUUUUAAUGUUAGAUGGAUAUGUAGCCGUUUACUUAAGUUCAAAAAAGAAAAAAUGAAUAUAUUACGAAAUAAUUUCUAUUCCUAAAGAUUAAAUCAGGGCUUUCUUUAUGGCAAUAAGGGAAAAAGAAGAAAAUUUAUGUUUAAAACUAUUUUGAAUAUUAGAUAGACGUACAAGACUGUUUUGUAAAUAUUUUUAAUGCUCUAUUUAAUUAAAAAUGUGAAAAAAAUUAAAAUGUU